AUGGCUUCUACCUUGCUCAUUAUCAUCAUUUUCUUCAUCUUCUCUGCAGCAGUCACCGCCGUUGAUUUCAGCUAUCCGGCUGUUUUCAACUUCGGAGACUCCAAUUCUGAUAGUGGCAACCUAGUGGCUGGCAUGGCCGACAACCUUCAGCCGCCCAACGGCCAGACUUACUUCCAGAAGCCCUCGGGAAGGUUCUGCGAUGGCCGCUUGAUCAUCGACUUUCUAAUGGAUGCAAUGGAGUUGCCCUUGUUGAAUCCAUAUUUGGAGUCGAUUGCAGCGCCGAUUUUCAAAAGAGGCUGCAACUUUGCGGCUGCAGGCGCCACCACUCUUCCGGCCACGGCUAACUCGGUUUGCCCGUUUUCGUACAAGAUUCAAAUAGCUCAGUUUUUGAGGUUCAAGGCAAAAGCUAUGGAUAUCCUCACUAAAUCCAGGAAAUAUGACAAAUACCUGCCAGCUCAGGAUUACUUCGCCAAGGCGCUCUACACGUUCGACAUAGGCCAAAAUGAUCUCGCUGGCGCCUUCUACUCCAAGACGCUCGAUCAAGUUCUUGCUUCGAUCCCGGUCAUUUUAUCAGCAUUUCAAGAUGGGAUUCAGAAACUGUACGACGAAGGGGCUAGAAACUUGUGGAUUCACAACACUGGCCCCCUUGGAUGUUUGCCUCAAAACAUGGCCAAAUUCGGAGGUGACCCCUCCAAGCUAGAUGAGCUUGGGUGUGUCGCCUCUCACAAUCAAGCUUCAAAACUCUUCAACUUGCAAUUGCACGCUCUCUGCAAAAAGUUGCAGGGGCAGUAUCAAGAUGCAAACGUCACGUACGUCGACAUUUACACGAUCAAGUCCAACCUCAUUGCAAACUACUCUAGAUAUGGAUUCGAGCAGGCGUUGAUGGCGUGCUGCGGGUAUGGAGGACCGCCAUUGAACUACGACGCAAGGAUUUCCUGCGGUGAGACAAAGGUUUUGAAUGGGAGUUCAGUGACGGCCAAAGGAUGCAAUGACACCACAGAAUACAUAAGCUGGGAUGGAAUCCAUUACACUGACGCUGCAAAUCAAUAUGUUACCUCACAGAUUCUCACUGGAAAAUACUCUGAUCCACCCUUUCCUGACAAAAUGCCUUUCCUCAAAUUCUCAUCAUUCUAAUUUUAUUUCUUAACACCUGUAAUCCUAUUCCUUUCAUAACUGAAAGUUGGGCUAAAAGUAUGACUAAGUUAAUUUA
Molecule: messenger RNA, 1210 nt
Organism: Salvia hispanica
Lineage: Eukaryota; Viridiplantae; Streptophyta; Magnoliopsida; Lamiales; Lamiaceae
Product: GDSL esterase/lipase At1g54790-like
Molecular function (GO): hydrolase activity, acting on ester bonds
Source: RefSeq, a predicted model, not a curated record